This is a messenger RNA of Prinia subflava (tawny-flanked prinia), 3417 nucleotides long. RefSeq lists its product as uncharacterized. Bases 1 to 660 code for a protein of 219 amino acids. The transcript has 4 exons. NCBI's taxonomy places the organism in Eukaryota, Metazoa, Chordata, Aves, Passeriformes, Cisticolidae. The record is from RefSeq and is a predicted model, not a curated record.
AUGCGCGGGUCUGCGUUGGGAGUUGUAGUCACCAUAAAUGAGGGAUUUUUCUUCCAGAUUUUGCUGCCUUUAAGGCGAAGAGAGGAGGGGAGCGCACCUCCGGCAGCGCUGCCGCCCGAGCCCUGCCCGUCGCGGCGAGCGGGCACCGCAGGGACGAAGAGGAGAUGCCGGGGGGAGCCGGGCGCUCCCCACCUUUCACUCAUAGCCGCAGAGAGAGCGAGGGAGAGAAAAUUGCCCCAGACCAGGCAGCAAAAUGCUGGGUUUAGAAGACUGCGAGCCAGUUUCCUGCAUACUUCUAUAAUUAAUUUGCGUGCGGAGAUCAAAGAUCCGAGGGCGAAGGAAAUAAUUGAUUCUGCCAGAAAACGCUUCCCUGGCGCAGCCCACGGUCAGCCGCCACCCACGGCAGGUGCGGUGCUGUCCUGUUCCCCCACCCUGCACGGUGGGUGCCCGUCCUGCUCCCCCGCACCGAGUCCCCUGAGCACACCCGGUGGGCAAACACCCUCCCGAGGCAGCGGCGCUCGAGUCCCUCCAUCCUCAAUAAAAACGAAGCAGGCUGUGACGAUGAGACGGGUCCAGGCUGAAACUCCACUCGCUGUGUUUAUUUUGUGCAAUUCGAUGCAGGCCCUCUCAUUUCAGCUGUUUGAAACGAUGUGUCACUAGGAAGAGGUCACAGGUGACUGGCAAGUUCAACCUACUUAGCUCAAUUAUCCAAGUUUCAUUUUCAAAUUGUGUUCAAUUUGAUCUUCCUGCUUCCCUCCAAAUUAUCUCAGAGAAAAAAAAAGAAAUCAAAUGAAAGCAGACAAUUUAAGCCAAAUCCUGUAUACCAUUAUUUAUAUGCAAAACCAUUUUUGUGAUAUAUACUCCCCUUAAUGACUAUGGAAUGCCAGAUCUUUCCAAGUGAAUUUACAAACCUAGCCAUCAAAUUAUUUCAAAGGCAGGCCUAUUAGGAACAAAAAUAAUUAUGAACUUUCAGAAGCUUUGUAAAAACAUAAGUUUCUGAAUGUUGUCUCUUUAAAUUUUUCUUAAGUUUGUUUUUAAUUUAAGCCUGGAGGCACAGUAGAGAGAUAUGCAGAGUUUAAUAAGGAGUUUGGAAAAUAAUGUGCUGUAAUCCAGUUCUGAGCUACUUCUCCAUAAAAUAUGGAUAAGGAAUCAAUUCAUAUGUGCAAAUAUCUACUAGGAUGGAGUUUUAACAAACAUUUCACAUGAGCAUUCUUAUAUGUAUUAUUAAGGAGAUAACAAAAGUGCUUCAAAUCAAGCCCUGUACAGUCACAUCUGGAAAUAGUCUUUUCUGUCUAAUUUUCAUUUUUUUCUCUCAAAAAAAGUUAGAAGAAAAACUAGUCUCUCUCCUUGUAUAUUAAUUGUUACCAUCAGCUUUUAAUCAGCAACAUGUAUAGUUAGAUUUACAGAAUUCAUUCCAUGUUGCCCCUUUAGAGAACAGUAAAAUGAAGAUAGUAUCUUUAUUCAUUUAUAGAACCUGAUGUUAAAACCAAACCCACACACAAAGAGCACAUACAUUGCUCUAUGCAUAUAGACAGCCAUGUAGAUACAUAGACACAACACACUUAUACAUGGAAACGAGUCAUGACCGUGUGUUGGAAAACAUAAUAAAAAGUAUCUGUGCAUUUCACCACAUCCUGAGUCAGACAUCAUCAGAUAAGGAGAAACCUAGGGAAAACUAGGUUAUAAUCAGACACAGGUAGUUUCUGAAAGUAUUGGAUCCACAGCAAGUCUUGCUGUAUGGUGCUUAAGCACAAUUUUAAAGAAAGCUUUUUAAUCAAGUAAAGCAUUACAUGAAGGAAAGAAGGGUAAAUAAACUCCCCUCAGGUUGCAAAGGGUUGGUAUAAUUUUGGUUAUUCUUUUUCCUAAUGUAUAAGAGUAUUUUUUUCUAAUGUAUAAUUAAUGGAAUUACAUUCUGAGGACAAAGAUAAAAGAAGUAUCUAAGAUCUACUACUAUUAUUUUUUUUAAUAAAUAUGAUCUUUUUCCUUUGAAAGGAAAGGGAAGCAAAGUAUUUUCCAAACAGAAGCAUCAAAAACUAUUUAGAAGAAAAAACAUAAGCAAUGGGUUUUUUUAAAUACUCUGGAGUUUUCUGAACAACACUGAUGUACUCACAUUCUUAUCACAACUAUUUUCUUUUUUCUAUUGUAAGUGGAUAUUCAAGCUAAAUUGAUGCUUUAUGUAUAUCUUGUCUCAAUUUGUAAUGCUCUAUUCUCUGUAAAGAGAUAAUUUGAAAAAAAUACAAAAAAGAAGAAGUGAUACCACUGACAACAAUUUACUUAAAUUCACAAACCUUGAAAUUGAUGCAUCUCCUAUCAAUCAUAGUCAGAAGCCACAGCAAAACAUAUCCAACAUUUGUAUAUCAAAACUGCGACUAAAAAAACCCUGUUUUGUUCAAUUUAAAUGUCCUUCAACAUGUUGUCAUUUUAUACACUGAUAUUGCUGUGGGAAUUUUACUAUGGGUUGGCUUUCUUCUGUCAAACAUGCAAGACAGUAACCUUGCAAAAUUAAAGUGCAUGCCAUUAUACUGCACAGAUGUUUGUUCUCACUCAGUUACUGACAAUGAAAUACUUAUUAAAUAAUAAUAAGGUGGUAUUGACUUCUCUAUUCUGUCGAUAUGGAGAUCUGUUGAUCUGUGAGGUUAAUAUUGAUGAGGCAGAGUGAGGUAAACAUUUCAUCAGGAGGGCAAAUAAAUUCCAAUACUGGCAUAAAAAUACCCCCCUCCCCAACUUUGCACAUUAACAGAAACUAAUCCUUUUUUUGUAUUGGUGUAUGAGCACCGAUUCAACCUAUCAGCAUGAGCAUGCUACUGCUGAGGUAAAUCCUGGAUGUUACUUUCAGGAAAUAUAUUUCAAAAGUGUCUGUCAUAGGUAUUUAGGACUAAACUCAAAUGAUGCCAAGCACUUAGGUUCUUCAGUCAUUCUGCACAUUCUCUUGCGAGUGGUACAUUUCCUUUCAGUAUUACUGUGAGGCUCCACGUGCAACCUCAAUAAAGAGACUUCUGUUUGAGUCAGAGAAAUGAGAGAAAUGCUUUUUUUUUUUUCCUUAAUAGGAUGAGCUCUCUGUCAAAAUAUUAUUUUUAUUUGUUGUUUCAUCAAAACAUCACUGGAAGUUCCCUCUCUUUACCCUCUGCCACAGAACACAAUAUUGUACACAUUUUGAACAAUACAAAGAGCCAUUUAACUUGAUGGCUCUGGCAGAAGAAGCUACUUUCUUAUUCAUUAUUAUCUUUAGAUUUUCCUUCAUUCUCUUUAAGGGAAGCUUAGAGCUGCUCUUUAUAGAAGAAUAUUCCAUCAGUCAGGUAGGUCUCAUACUUUGACAGCAUUAUUUCAGCUUAUUAUUUUUAAUGUAUGGUACUUAAACAUGUACAGAGAACCCAUGUAACUUGCUUCUGGGCUUUUGGAUAGAAAUUAAAAUGAUGU